Molecule: messenger RNA, 2025 nt
Organism: Aspergillus tanneri
Lineage: Eukaryota; Fungi; Ascomycota; Eurotiomycetes; Eurotiales; Aspergillaceae
Exons: 5
Coding region: 1-2025 (674 amino acids)
Source: RefSeq, a predicted model, not a curated record
AUGCUGCUCAUCCUACCAUUUCUCCUCCCCAUAACCACAGCAACUCCGUUAAACACAGCCUUCCCAUACAUCAACCUGGGAUACGCUACACACGCACCUACAUUCAUCAACACGACUUCAUCCGGUCUCCAAAUAGCCAACUACAACAACAUUCGUUUCGCCCAAGCUCCAACUGGAGAUCUACGCUUUCGCAAACCCCAAACCCCUCCCCCCUACCACGAGGGCGUCAUUCAUGGAGAUGAGUAUCAAUCCACUGAGUGCGUGAACAGUGUCCCAUCAGUGGCACCAUUUCCAGGCUUCAAUGGUACCUUCUGGGGCCAGGAGGACUGUCUUUUCUUGAAUGUACAGGUACCCGAGGGCGUCAAUGAGGGCGAUAAUGUCCCUGUGAUCCAUUGGUUGUAUGGCGGUGCCUAUGCUUUUGGGAGUAAGGAUAAUAUUCAACUUAGCUGGAUGAACUCUACCGGACUGUUCAAUGCUUUGAAAAGUCAAGAUGAGAAAUUCAUUUUUGUUGCUAGUAACUAUAGACUUGGACUCUAUGGAUGGAUGUCAUCCCCAUACGAAGACAUGGACAGCAAUAUCGGCCUUCAUGACGGCGAAGCAGCUCUUCGGUGGACGAAAAAGUACAUUGCCAAAUUCGGUGGUGAUCCGGAUAGGAUUACAGCCAUGGGACAGAGUUCAGGUGCCGGAAUCUUGAAUUAUCUUCUCGUUGCGAACAGAAACGAGUUACCGUUCUCUCAAGCUCUCAUCUCCUCCCCAGCGGUGAUGCCGCGCCGGAAUGUCACCGCACGAAGGCAACAAAUAUAUGAAGAGGUAUUGAGUGCCACCAACUGCUCCUCCCUGCAAUGUUUGCGCUUCGCUCCACCAGAGGUGCUUUCAACCGCCAACAAUUAUCUCAUAAGUGAAGUCCCCACCGGAACUGGCGGCGGUUCCUUUGGUCCAGGUAUUGGCUUCGCCCCGUCACCGGACGGGGUAUAUAUCCCGGACGGACCGAUGAUACUCCUCCAGAACAGCAGUACGACGCGCCGCAAGCCACUACGCCAACUACUAGUUGGCAAUAUGGCACACGACGGAAUGACACUCGUUGCUGAUGAUAAUAUGCCUGCUGCAUUUGGAGACCUAGUCCGCACUGCCUUCCCCACAGCUGACAAUCAGACUGUCCAACAGAUACAAGCCUUGUUUCCCUUCCCCCCGUCAAGGCCUCAGCAACUUGCUUGGGAUUGGGCUACAUCUCUCUUGUAUGCUUGCCAUUCCCAAAGCAUUGCCGCCGCAUACGCAGAAAAGGCUCGUCGCUAUGUCAUGGCUAUUCCUCCGGCCACUCAUGAUACCUUCUUUGUCGAUAACACGACGACCCCAGUGGCUAGCGUCCCGGCUGCUCAGCAAAUCCAGGCAUCUCUGCUGCGGUUCAUCGCGGGGCGCAAUGCGAGUGCGCCGUCCGAUUUCCCUGUGUAUGGCCCCAACUCCGAAGUCACAUGGAUCACGGAGACAGGACUGGAUGUGCGACGUGAUCCAUGGGUUACUAGCGGUGUUUGUGAGAAAUUGCUUGCCAUUAUGGAUAACCCGGCGAAUGAUGUGCCGAAAACCUGGCACCGGUUUGCGCUGGAGCAAUCUGCGCGGACAGGCGCCUUGCCGAAUAAGUGUCGUAUAUCACAGGAGCCAAAGCUGAAGGAAGUGAUCUUGAUUUGCUGUCAGCUGUUUAUCACAUGCGAGCUACUCUGUGGGGGCUAUGAUAAUGCAUGUGCGCACAUCCUCGGUGGAUUACAGAAUCUAAAUGAACUGAAGGUCAAGAGGCGUGUCUCGGGCGUGUGCGUCUCGUCGAUCGGGCAAUGUGUGCUCGAGGCUUUCUUGCAUCUGCGGAUGCAAUCCGUGUUUUUCGGGAUCGGGGCACCCUUGCAAAUUGAUAGCGAGUUCAUCUACGAGCAGCCUUUAGAGGAGUAUCUGCUUUUAUUUCGCAGCUUGCAAAUACCCGGCGAGCGUGUAGUCCCCCAUCAAUACCGCCUUUGCCUUUGUGGCGGAGUGCUGGAAUAA